Temnothorax curvispinosus is the source of this 3903-nucleotide messenger RNA. RefSeq names its product DNA repair protein REV1 (gene Rev1). Bases 412 to 3840 code for a protein of 1142 amino acids. Gene Ontology annotation, molecular function: DNA-directed DNA polymerase activity; deoxycytidyl transferase activity; damaged DNA binding. The transcript has 7 exons. Gene Ontology annotation, cellular component: nucleus. Lineage: Eukaryota; Metazoa; Arthropoda; Insecta; Hymenoptera; Formicidae. Gene Ontology annotation, biological process: error-free translesion synthesis; error-prone translesion synthesis. The record is from RefSeq and is a predicted model, not a curated record.
AAUUGUUGGCAAAACGAAAUAUAUGGUCAGAUCGUCACAUGCAACAAGUGUCAUGAAAUCGAGAAUGGAGCUCAGGGACGUUCCGAUUAAACUUAAUUCGCAUAUAGAACACGGUGCGAGCGUGACGGAUGUCCAAAUAUUGAUUUUGUACAUUGAAAAACGCCCCGGGGAUAAUCUUUAUAUAAAUCUCUCGUCGUGGGAGCCGGAGCCGCGCGAGGCAGAUGACGGAAAAUAAAAAUGUGCCUUGGACCUUGGACACGCAGACACUUUUGGCGGCAAAAAAUAGACUCGCUCAUUUAUUGUUCAUGCCGCACAAAUAUUCAAGUGCAAUCCACUGGUUACUGUUAUGAUGCAUCUAUUGCAUGAUAAUUAUCAAUUGCGAAAUUUCCACUUGGCCAAAUUAAUAUAAUUAUGUCAAAGAAAAAAAAAGAUCGGGCUUGGGCAGACAAUGGCUUUGAAGAGUGGGGUGGUUAUAUGCCUGCGAAGAAAGCCAAGCUGGAGGAACAGUUCCGUGACACAGCCAGCAAAGAAUUUAAAGAAUCAUCGAAACUGUUUGAAGGGAUUGCGAUAUUUGUUAACGGUUAUACAGAUCCAACGUCGGAUGAGCUCAGACGUCUAAUGAUGAUGCAUGGAGGAAUAUAUCAUCAUUAUAUGCGUCCUAAAAUCACGACUCACAUUAUAGCGUCUAAUCUGCCGUAUUCCAAGAUAAUGUUAUACAGAAAGAGCCAAAAUCCAAUUCCCAUUUGUAAACCGCAGUGGAUCGUCGAUAGCAUAGCAGCCGGAAAGAUACUGAAUUUCCAGAAUUAUUUACUUUAUUCUAAUAACACCAGUGUGCAACCUCAGUUGGCGUAUAAAUUAAAUAAGGAUAAAGAUAAUGCUAGCUCAGUCACGCAUAAUGAACAGGAUAUUGAGAAGCCUGAAGCUUCAGCGAGUACCGACAUAAAUAAGGGAAAUUCAUCGAAACACGAUGCCUUUAAUAAUGCAUUGAAGCAAGACGCAAGUCACUUUGGUCAAUCUUCGAAUACAAAACCAAGCGCGCGAUGUACAAAAGAUGCUGAAUUUCUGUCGACGUUUUACAGUAACUCGAGAUUGCAUUAUAUUUCUACCAUGGGAACUAUGUUUAAGGAUUACGUGAAUGAGUUGAGGGACAAAAGUGACGUAGCAUUUCCCGGCCUUGAGCGUUUAAUAAGAUUAAACAGUAUCAAGAAGGCCACAACGUCGGCUAAUUGCGAAUCAGAUUCUGAAGAUGAGACAAUUUGUUUUACAGAUAAAAUUACAAGUAAAUCAAACCACAAGCAAGAACCUGUUGUAAUGCACAUUGAUAUGGACUGCUUUUUCGUAUCCGUGGGGAUCAGAAAUAGACCGGAAUUGCAAGGCGUACCGGUAGCGGUAACGCACGCAAAAGGCAACACGUUUUCGGCGAAUCACGAUGGCAAGGAGGAGUUUGGAUCGAUGUCAGAAGUAGCUUCGUGCUCGUACGCUGCGAGAAAGGCUGGCGUGAAGAAUGGCAUGUUUCUGGGAGAGGCGUUAAAACUGUGUCCAGAUUUAAAGACAAUUCAGUACGAUUUCGAGGGUUACAAGGAAGUUUCGUACGUAUUGUACGACACUGUGGCAUCCUACACUUUAGAUAUCGAAGCAGUAAGCUGCGACGAAAUGUAUGUUGAUUGCACGAAAAUUCUUGAGGCAUCUGGACUCUCGCCGUUGGACUUUGCUACUAUAAUUAGGAACGAGAUUAAGCAGAAAACAGAUUGCCCGGUAUCGACAGGAUUCGGUAAUAAUAAGUUGCAGGCGAGAUUGGCAACGCGAAAAGCUAAACCCGAUAAUCAAUUCUAUCUCAGCGCUCAAAAUGCAGAGACAUAUAUUCAAACUUUUAAUAUAAGAGAUUUACCAGGAGUUGGCGGAACAACAACAUACAAGUUACAUAAAAUGAAUGUGCAUACAUGCGAAGAUUUGCAGAAGAUAUCGUUGGGGGUUUUACAAAAAGAAUUCGGCAAAAAGACGGGAGAACAGUUGUACAAGAUGUGCCGUGGGUUAGACGACACAAAGCUGAAUCUGGAAUAUGUUAGAAAAUCUGUAUCGGCUGAAGUUAAUUAUGGCAUAAGAUUCCAGAAUAAUGGCGAUGCUGUCGAUUUUUUGAGCGAAUUAUCUGUAGAGGUGUGCAAUCGAUUGACAGCGGCUCGUGCAAAGGGUAGAUGCAUCACGCUGAAAUUAAUGGUCAGAGCUGAGGAGGCACCGAAGGAAACCCUGAAGUUCAUGGGUCACGGUCUUUGCAAUUAUAUAACGAAAUCGAAAAAUCUUAUAGCGGCUGUUGACGACAUCAAUAUCAUUAGAAAGGAAGUUAUAAAUAUUUGGAAUCAGCUGCAUUUAAUACCUGAAGAUAUGAGAGGAAUAGGAAUACAAAUAUCCAGGCUAGAAAUAUGCAGGGCUAAGCAAGCUAAAAGCAGCUUGAUCAAUUUCUUUAAUAAAACGAAAAAAUUACAACAAACGUGUGAGGAAUUGUUGGGAGAUGACAAAGAAGAUCAUGGCGUCUCGAAUUUUAAUAAGAAAUCUAAACCGGAUUGUUCUGAAGUGCCUUUAACUACAGAAUCAGUAGCAACGAGAAAAAUUUGUGAUACAGAAAUGAGUAAUUUGCCGCCGAAAACGGUCAAAGCCUCUGAAUCGACCGGUGUAACAAUUCCAGUCGAUGUUCAAGUCGAAUCGUCGACAUUUGCAGCUGAAUCAAAAAAUAAAAAGUUACACAAUCCUAAGGUAAAUGAAAAUAUUAUAAAAGGAAAGGAUUUACUUGGAAAAUCCAAUAAGAAAACAAUCCAGAGGCAAACGUCUCAAGAGAAUUUCUUUAGACAAGUGAAACCAAAUAGCGGAAGGUCAUCAAAAUAUGAGAUACCGCGAAUACAGGAUAUCGAUAUGUCCGUAUUAAUCGAAUUACCUGCAGAUAUGAGAAACGAGAUAAUUGACGAAUACAAAAAAAACAAACAAUCUCAAGCUGCAGCAAAUACCACCAGUACGGUUGAUCCGGUAAAUCAAGUUGAGCGUGACGAGGAAAGUUCAAAUGUACAUAAUUGUUCGCAAGUUGAUCCGAUCGUUUUAUCAGCUUUAAUGAAAAGCGAUUUGCAUCCCGAUGUACAACGCGAUGUGCAGAUAUAUUGUGAUAUGAAAAGAGAAGCGAAUAGAGUGAAUUUCAAAGAAACAAGUGAAAAGAGCGAUAGUGAGAGAUUACAAGAAGCGGGUGCUUCUUCAAAGAUCGGUGAUAAUAAAGAGAACGCAAUAGUUAUUGUAAAUAGCACUUGUAUAAAUGAAGCCGAAUCACAAGAGAACGCAAUGCAUGGGGGAGACCAAUUGUAUGAAAAGGACAAUACUGUCGGAGCUAAAUCAACCUCGUGUCAAGUCAAUCAUGUUGAGAUUUCACACAAUAAUGUUACGGUGGAUAAAGCCGAUACCUUUAUUUUACAGAAUUUAAGUAUUUUACAUAACAAUGAGAACGUAGAUAAACAUCAGGAAAUGUUAAUUAAUCUUGUGAAUCAUCUCUUCACCCUUCCAUUACAACAGGUAAAACUGCAAAUACAAACAUGGGUUACUAAAUCUAAUGUUGUGAAUGAAGUAGACUUUUUGUCACUAGCGACGUUUCUUAGCAUGCUUCCAGAAAAGAAACGCAUCGAAGAUUUACAUAUCUUGUUGAAAACCAUGUAUAGAUGUACAAUGAAAACUGGGAACUGCAUUUGGCAUAGAACAUAUAGAAGAACCGUGAAACAUGUUCAACGUUACAUGCAGAUCGAGUACAACAACAAUCUAAUGGUACCGCUGAUCAGAUGUAAUGAUCCGAGAUGUAAUAACGAUAAUUGAAUUCUCGUAAAUUUAAUAAAUUAAAUUUCUACUAAUGAGUGUGUAAUAUAAGAAAUCUAUUUA